This is a messenger RNA of Pelobates fuscus (common spadefoot toad), 2812 nucleotides long. RefSeq names its product transmembrane protease serine 2-like. Gene Ontology annotation, cellular component: membrane. The transcript is spliced from 14 exons. Bases 148 to 1596 code for a protein of 482 amino acids. Gene Ontology annotation, biological process: protein autoprocessing. The record is from RefSeq and is a predicted model, not a curated record. NCBI's taxonomy places the organism in Eukaryota, Metazoa, Chordata, Amphibia, Anura, Pelobatidae. Gene Ontology annotation, molecular function: protein binding; serine-type endopeptidase activity.
CAAAACACACAGAGACAGAACACUUGGGUGAUCCUAGCUGGGAACACAGGUGGUGACGUGAAAACUGACAUGCAGAUUUAAUGAAAAAAAGCUACUGGACAUUUGAAGCCUUUACAUUUCCCUAAGGAGUUAUCAGCCAUAACCAAGAUGUAUAAUCCGAAUCCACAGAAUGUGUAUAGUGUUCCAGUCUAUGAUAAUUUGGGAUUCCAAAGAGAUUUCCCCAGUUCAAACAUUCAUGGGCAUCUUCCACCACCAUAUAGAUCUACACAGUUACCUCCUCCUCCUCCAUAUCAUCCAUACGCUAAUUCUCAACCGCCUGUACAUCACCCUGCGCCAGUCGUUCAAGGAACAAAGGCUUCCUUAUGUUCUCCACGACGUAAAAAUAAUGUUUUAAUUGCAUUUGCCAUCUGUGUUCUCAUUGUGGCUGCAAUAAUUGCUGCAGUGCUUGCCUGGUAUUUUGUGACUUCAAAGUGUGAAAUGAAAUGUUGGUCAUCGUCACAAUGUGUCUCUGCUUCCCAAUGGUGUGAUGGCACAGUACAAUGUCCCAAUGGAGAAGAUGAAGCUUAUUGUGUUCGACUAUACGGACCGGAGUUCCUACUGCAGGCCUAUUCCUCAGUCAAGGGCAGAUGGCUCAAUGUGUGCAGUGACAAAUGGAAUGACAAUUUUGGGAAGGCUGCUUGCCAGGAGCUAGGAUACAGCGCGAGCACCUAUUAUACUAGUGGCACGACCUGGCUUGGAUAUACUCUAGACUUCUAUGCAGUGCUGAAUUACAGUAGGCCAAACGGCAAGUUGCAGACCACCCUUUCAGUCAGUGAUUCUUGUUCCACUUUUACUGGAGUCUCCUUACGAUGUAUAAACUGUGGUUUAAAUGGAAGCAGUACCUCAAGCCGUAUAGUUGGUGGUAAUAUAGCCUCAACCAGUAAAUGGCCAUGGCAAGUGGGUCUGUAUAGCAAUCUAAGAUUCACCUGCGGUGGUUCCAUUAUCACUCCAAACUGGAUCGUCACUGCUGCGCACUGUGUAGAAGGAACUAACGCAUAUGCAUCGGUAUGGCAGGUUUAUUAUGGAUCAUUACAAAAAGGAGGUGGAUUCUCCUCAUUUGUGGAGAAAGUUAUCGCUCACCAAAACUAUGACACAAAAACUAAAAACAAUGAUAUCGCCCUGAUGAAAUUGAAAUCAACAAUAACAUUUAGCUCCGCUGCAAGACCAGUCUGUUUACCAAACCAUGGAAUGAAUUGGGUGGCGGAUAAACAAUGCUGGAUUUCCGGAUGGGGUGCUACAUAUGAAGGAGGGUCAUCUACCAGUUAUUUAAGGGACGCAUCUGUGAAACUCAUUGACUCCACAACAUGCAAUAAACCCUCUGUUUACAAUGAUGCUAUUACUUCCACAAUGAUUUGCGCUGGUUAUCUUUCUGGAGGAAUUGAUACUUGCCAGGGAGACAGUGGCGGUCCUUUGGUCACUCAAACAAAUAACUUGUGGUGGCUUGUGGGUGACACCAGCUGGGGAAAUGGCUGUGCCAAUGUCAAUAAACCUGGAGUAUAUGGCAAUGUUACAGUCUUUCUGGAAUGGAUAUACCUACAGAUGCAGACAUAUAGAUGAUGUCACACAAAUAUUUCAUGUUUUUUUUACCUUAUAACUGCUAUUAUGAAUGAAGAAGAGUUCCAAUGAGAUGGAACAACUGAUUUUAUUACAAAUCAAACACAACAUGCACUGAUGAUUACGGAGAAAAUAUUUGAAAAAAAACAAAAAAAAAGCCAAGAAGAACUGCAUAACGACUUUUAGUGCACAUCCCUGGGAAUUUACUCUGAAAUGGUUAAGAGUGUCCAGGAUGGCAAAUUACUUAUGGUUUCAACAGGACCAGCUCAAGAAAGAUCAAGAAAGAGGCUUGCUGUGUCACAGCUGUAUGGACUACAUGUUAUGAUCAUGAGAUUGUAAGAUGGUCAGCGUCAACCAACCAACUGCCCAUCAAUGACCCCUAUUGGAUUUUAAUGGGUGAAUGUGAUUUCAUUUUCUAAUGCUGCUUUAAGAGGAUAGAACAGCCAUACUUUGAAGAUCCCUAGACUCUAGAUACUCUUUGGGUAACCGUUAAUGUGACAUAAACAAAUCAGCAAAUUGAUAAUAUUUCAUAGCUACAGUUGGUUGUUAUAAAAAAAAGAAAAAAAAAAGGAACAUUUCAGAGGAAGAGUUCUAAAAGUAGAGAAAUUUGCGGGAACAAUCCAUUGGUUUCCAUGGCAACUGCUCUACUUUUAGAGCUGUUCUCCAGUAUUUCUUAUUCUACAGAGCCCAAAUGUAUCUGUGCGUAAGGAGAGCCAUUCAGUUCUAAACAUGCACUUGUUACACUGGUAAAUCCCUUAAAUGGAGAAUCAAACUCAUUCCUAUUUAUAUCUAACAUCAUAAUUUGUAAAUACAUGUUUAUAAUGUUAUAAUGUUUAUUUGUUAUGUAGUUUUAACUAAAGACGCCAGUUCUGAUUCUUGUCUUAUCCUGUGUUAAUGUGUGAAUGCACUUUGUCCUAUUUCUAUGGAUGCAGAACUUGUCGAAAAUGUGUAGAUUAGUCAUUUUACUUGAUACACUCUAUGGAUUGGUUAUGGCAUUAAUUACUUCUUUUAAAGAAGUACACUAUUUUAUUGUCUUUUGACUACUUUUAGGAAGAGAGUACACUGUGUUCAUAUUUUAUCUCAAGAUUGAUGUAGUUGAAAAUUAAAUUAUUGCAAUAAUGUGAAAACGAUAGCACACUCAUAAAAUCAUAUGGCAUCGGAGCCAAUAUAUAAGUGAUCUGAAAACAUUAUGCGGUUGAAUAAAAAUAGAAGGUUGACA